Molecule: messenger RNA, 1887 nt
Organism: Ooceraea biroi (clonal raider ant)
Lineage: Eukaryota; Metazoa; Arthropoda; Insecta; Hymenoptera; Formicidae
Biological process (GO): detection of chemical stimulus involved in sensory perception of smell; sensory perception of smell
Cellular component (GO): plasma membrane
Molecular function (GO): olfactory receptor activity; odorant binding
Source: RefSeq, a predicted model, not a curated record
UGUGCAUUUCACUUACAGUUUUUGAAUGCUAAACAUGUGCAUGCUUGACUUACGAGUCGAACAAUAUGUCAAAGUUAAAUGUAAAGAGGGAAACACAUCAUGUGAUGUUUCAAAUGUGACUGAAGCUUUUUUCCUUGCCAAGAUCAUGCGACUGCGCGGAAAUAUUUCAUACUUCACAAUAAACGUUGCUAUUAAGAUGAUCGAUAUCUCAAAUUGAUAUAACAAUUCUGAUAAUGGCGACCAAUUUUCUUAUAUCUAACUAAUGAUUAUGUUAGUAUAUUGUUAGAAAGAAUAUUAAGUAAUUUCAUUGUGCGAAGAAGGUAAAAUAAUCAUAAUUUAUAGUGUAAAGUUUGAAAUAAUGUCAAAAUGUAAGGGUAUCAUAGUUUGGUCAUACACCGUGCGAGAUGCACGAUAUUGAAGAACGCUAUUAUAAAGUCAGUGACACUUUUCUUAAAGUGAUAGGCCUAUGGCCUUAUCAGAAAACAAAGUUUGUUCGAAUACAAAAUGUACUCAUCAUUGGUAUUCUUUGUGGAUAUAUUAUUGUACAGCUGCUGUCAUUUUUAACAAUGCAAUUCAGUGUAAAUCUCCUUCUGAAAGUUUUAUCUUUCGUGUUUCCGACUCUUUUUAUGAUAAUAAAAUACUGCACCUUCAUCAUUCAAGCAGAUAACGUAAAACAACUAGUAGAGGAAACUCGAUACGACUGGAAGUUAGUGAAAAACAAACUGGAAACAGAUAUUAUCAAAAAAUACGCUGAAAAUGGAAGAUUUAUAACAAUGAUUGCAAUAGUGUGCUGUCAUUGUGGCAUAAUAUGUUACAUCACAUUGCAACUUCUACCGUUGAUACUUAACGUUAUUGCACCGUUAAAUGAAUCACGAUCGGUGAAACUUAUCGCGACCACGGAAUACUUUCUUAAUCGGGAGAAAUAUAUAUGGGUAAUGUUAGUUCAUGAGAUAGUUACCGUUUAUUUAAGAAUGGUAACGAUGUGUAGCACUAGUAUGACAUUAAUGAUGCAGAUCUUGCACGCAUGUGCGCUGUUUAAUAUAGCAAGCUAUCGAAUGGAGAAUGCAAUUCAAGAGAACGUGCUAACAAUCCAUGAUCAUUUAAAGGAAAAUUUACUUCAUCAGAGGAUUGCCCACGUAGUUCUUAUUCAUCGUAGGGCCAUUAGGUUUAUCGAGCUUUGUCUAUCUUCUUUUGCGAUACCGUUUGCUCUUUUGAUCCUGAUUGGAGUUAGCUCCUUAAGUGUUAAUCUUUUUCAUUUGCUUCAACUAAUAACAGCUGCCGAUGACGUUCAUGAAAUAUAUGCAGCUUUUUAUUCAGUACUUCUCCAUUUUUGCUAUAUGUUUAUAUUUAAUUAUGGUGGAGAGAUAGUUCAGAAUCAUGGAAUGCAAGUAUUCGAAGCAACCUAUAAUGGAUUGUGGUAUGUAACUCCGCUGCGGACGCAAAAAUUGAUAUUAUUUGUAAUGCAAAGAGCAAUAGUGAAAAUCACUUUGUCAUGUGGAAACAUAGUUGUUGCAUCCUUGGAAGGUUUUCUUACGGUAAAAUUAAAACAGUUCCUCAAUAAAGAAAUAAUACUUAAUCUAUACGGAUUUACUGAACUUUUCAACAUAUUAUGUUUUCAGCUUACGAGUACAGCAAUAUCUUAUUUCACGAGACCAUUUUGCGUGCGAGAAUAGUUGCAUUAUGAACGUGUAAUUAUUUAUACCCUCUUUUCACUUGUUCAUAUAUUAUAAUGGAGUACAAUCGCGUAAGGUAUGAUCAAAUCAUAUAUAUUAUAUAAAUUUUUUAUUUAUUACAUACAAGGUACAAACUAUCGUGCAACCAAGUGACUGUAAUAUUUUACUACUUGUAUUGCUAUGAAUCACUACAAAUAUAUAUUCUCUGAUAUUG